Spea bombifrons (plains spadefoot toad) is the source of this 1269-nucleotide messenger RNA. RefSeq names its product lipoic acid synthetase (gene LIAS). The record is from RefSeq and is a predicted model, not a curated record. Lineage: Eukaryota; Metazoa; Chordata; Amphibia; Anura; Pelobatidae. Gene Ontology annotation, molecular function: 4 iron, 4 sulfur cluster binding; lipoate synthase activity. Gene Ontology annotation, cellular component: mitochondrion. Bases 72 to 1190 code for a protein of 372 amino acids. Gene Ontology annotation, biological process: lipoate biosynthetic process. The transcript is spliced from 11 exons.
UACGAAUCGCUCGUCGAACUCGGGCGACCUGGUGUCCUGUUGCCCGUGAUAAGACAAGUCAACCGGACACUAUGCGGCUGAACGGCUUGAGAAAGGGGGCAGAGUUACUGCGGAUUCUGGGGGUAUCGGAAUGCCACCCGUCUUACAGAACGUUAAGCAGUUUGCCAGAUGAAAAGAAAGCACUCCUUCAAAAUGGCCCAGACUUUAAGGAUUUCUUAUCGGGAGACUUGGAUGACAAAGAUUUGUGGGCUGAGUACAAAGGCAACCUAAAGAGACAGAAAGGCGAGAGGUUAAGGCUCCCUCCUUGGGCAAAAACUCAAAUUCCGAUGGGUAAAAACUAUAAUAAAUUAAAAAACACUUUGCGGAAUCUAAACCUUCAUACUGUGUGUGAGGAAGCCCGGUGUCCAAACAUCGGAGAAUGCUGGGGAGGAGGCGAGUACGGCACGGCUACCGCAACUAUAAUGCUAAUGGGUGACACGUGCACCAGAGGUUGCCGUUUCUGCUCUGUAAAGACCGCAAAAAAGCCGCCUGCUUUGGACCCAAACGAACCGUACAACACCGCUAAAGCCAUCGCAGAAUGGGGUCUGGAUUACGUGGUGCUCACGUCGGUGGACAGAGACGAUGUGCCGGAUGGGGGAGCUGCACACAUAGCACAAACUGUGACGCUUUUGAAGGAAAGGAACAAUAAAAUUCUUGUUGAAUGUCUAACGCCAGAUUUCCGGGGGGAUAUGAAAGCCGUGGAGACGGUUGCUGUGUCGGGGCUCGAUGUUUAUGCCCAUAAUGUGGAAACUGUACCGGAAUUACAAAGGUACGUCCGUGACCCGCGGGCUAACUUUGAACAGUCUGUCGGUGUUCUCAAACAUGCCAAGAGCGUGCGCCCUGAUAUCAUCUCCAAAACGUCCAUCAUGCUUGGCUUAGGGGAGACAGAUGAGCAAGUGUAUAACACAAUGGCCGCAUUACGAAAAGCGGACGUGGACUGUCUGACCCUCGGUCAAUACAUGCAGCCAACAAAACGCCAUCUUAAGGUUGAAGAGUACGUCACUCCGGAAAAGUUUAAGCACUGGGAGAAAGUGGGAGCUGAACUGGGAUUCCUUUACACGGCCAGCGGUCCACUAGUUCGCUCCUCCUAUAAAGCUGGUGAAUUCUUUUUGAAAAAUCUAGUGGAGAAAAGGAAAACAAGAACUGUUUAGAAGGAAACUUUUUUUGAACCGAACUGAGUGAUGCAGCUCCACGAGACGACCAUAUGAAACAAGAAUAAAAUUUAACUAA